AUGUCGCCUACCAUCCUUGUCAACGCUCUUGAAUUCGAUCUUGAUGGAACCAUCGUGGAUUCCACUGAAUCCAUCGAAAGAUCCUGGGGAGAGAUCUUGGAAAAGCAUCCUCAUCUUAACGAGGAUGGGGAGUUCUUCCACAAGAUCCAUGGGGUUAGAGUCAUGGAUGUGUUCAAAAAGUAUCUUGGACACGAGUUCAAAAAUGACGACGAGAUCAUGGAGAAUGCGUAUGACUUCGAUAGACUGGUUUCUGUCAAGUACGGUAAGCUGAACUACCCUAUUGAGGGAGCCGGUGCCCUGUUUAAAGAGCUACACAAGCUUCCAAACAAGCCAUUCUGUAUUGUGACAAGUGGCUCUUCCGUUCUCGCCCACGGCCAUUUUGAAAAUGUUCUGCAUGAAGCAGGUGUUGAAAAACCGGACAUUUUCAUUACUGCUGAGGAUGUGAAAAUCGGCAAGCCCGACCCUGAGGGAUAUAGAAAGGGAGCUGCUCUUUUGGAGAAAAAACUCGGUUAUCCUAUUCCUAAGAGAGUGGUCUUUGAGGAUGCACCAGCCGGUAUCAAGGCAGGUAACGAAUCCGGCGCCGUUGUGGUUGGAAUCGCCUCUACUUUCGAUCCUGAAAAGCUGUACGCAUCAGGUGCAAAGUACGUGGUGAAAAAUCUAGGCGGUGUCAGGGUUAAAGGUUUCAAUAAUAAAGAAAUCGAAUUAGAAAUCGAUGACGUCAAACAGCACUAG
Ogataea philodendri is the source of this 732-nucleotide messenger RNA. RefSeq lists its product as uncharacterized. Bases 1 to 732 code for a protein of 243 amino acids. The record is from RefSeq and is a predicted model, not a curated record. Gene Ontology annotation, molecular function: sugar-phosphatase activity; beta-phosphoglucomutase activity. NCBI's taxonomy places the organism in Eukaryota, Fungi, Ascomycota, Pichiomycetes, Pichiales, Pichiaceae. The transcript has a single exon.